Messenger RNA from Phragmites australis (common reed), 615 nucleotides. RefSeq lists its product as uncharacterized. Bases 1 to 615 code for a protein of 204 amino acids. Lineage: Eukaryota; Viridiplantae; Streptophyta; Magnoliopsida; Poales; Poaceae. The transcript has a single exon. The record is from RefSeq and is a predicted model, not a curated record.
AUGGGUUUCCAGCAGAGCGCACACGAGGCGGCGGUGUACCGGCGAGGCAGCGGUCGCUCCGUCCUGCUGGUGGGCAUCUACGUCGAUGACCUCGUCAUCACCGGCACAGAAGAAGCAGAGGUGGAGGCGUUCAAGGCCCAGAUGAAGGCCACCUUCCAAAUGAGUGACCUUGGCCUCCUCUGUUUCUACCUCGGCAUCGAGGUGCGGCAAGACAACGCCGGCAUCACCCUUCGUCAAGCUCACUACGCCAAGCGCAUUGUCGAGUUGGGUGGCAUGGACGGCUGCAACCCCGCCCACACUCCGAUGGAGGAGCGGCUGAAGCUGAGCCGUUACAGUGACGCAGAGGAGGUCGACGCGAUGCAGUAUCGGCGCAUCGUCGGCAGCUUGUGCUACCUGGUACACACCCGGCCGGACUUAGUGUUCGCCGUCGGGUACGUGAGCCGGUUCAUGGAGCGACCGACGGUGGAGCACCAGCAGGCCAUCAAGCGGAUCCUGCGCUACAUUGCGGGCACCCUCGACUACGGCUGCACUACGCGAGGCGUCCUAGCGUUGCGCACUUCGUCAGCUACUGCGACAGCGACCUCGCUGGCGACAUCGACACUAGCAAGAGCAUGA